Messenger RNA from Nannospalax galili (Upper Galilee mountains blind mole rat), 2335 nucleotides. It is a transcript of the gene Tp73, whose product is annotated as tumor protein p73. The transcript has 14 exons. Gene Ontology annotation, molecular function: DNA-binding transcription factor activity, RNA polymerase II-specific; RNA polymerase II cis-regulatory region sequence-specific DNA binding; protein binding. The record is from RefSeq and is a predicted model, not a curated record. Gene Ontology annotation, cellular component: nucleus. Gene Ontology annotation, biological process: apoptotic process; regulation of transcription by RNA polymerase II; protein tetramerization. Lineage: Eukaryota; Metazoa; Chordata; Mammalia; Rodentia; Spalacidae. The coding region runs from base 321 to 2240 and encodes 639 amino acids.
GCGGAGCGCUGGGGGAGCCCGGGACCCCUGCGCCCGGCCCCCCUCCCGCCACGGCUGAGUGCCGGCGAGGCCUUCCCGCCGCCCGGCUCCGAAAGGCGCUAACACGGGCGGCGCCGCCUCCCCGCCCCGCGUGCAUAUAACCCGCCCGGGGCGGCCCGCCUGUCUCCCAGCGCGCGCCCCGCCGCCCGGGCGGAGAGGCAGCGGCUAAGACGGGGGUCCGGACACGGAUGCCCUCCAGGUAGGCAGCAGCCCGGCACCACCGCUCUCCCCGCACGCGGCUCGGAAGCGAGGAUUAGAGAGCAAGCAGAAGUGUCGGGGAGAUGGCCCGGUCCCCCUCCUCCUCCCCUGGCGAGGGAGCCACCUUUGAGCAUCUCUGGAGCUCUCUGGAGCCAGACAGCACGUACUUUGACCUUCCCCAACCCAGCCAGGGGACUAGCGAGACUGUGGGCAGUGAGGAGACUGGCAUGGACGUCUUCCAUCUGCCUGGCAUGACCUCGUCUGCCAUUGCCCAGCUCAAUUUGUUCAGCAGCGCCAUGGACCAGAUGGGCAGCCGCGCGGCCCCAGCCAGCCCCUACACCCCGGAGCACGCCACCAGUGCGCCCACCCACUCUCCCUACUCGCAGCCCAGCUCCACCUUCGAUACCAUGUCUCCAGCUCCUGUCAUCCCCUCCAACACUGACUACCCUGGCCCCCACCACUUCGAGGUCACCUUCCAACAGUCGAGCACAGCCAAGUCAGCUACCUGGACGUACUCCCCACUGUUGAAGAAGCUGUACUGUCAGAUUGCCAAAACGUGCCCCAUCCAGAUCAAGGUGUCCGCACCACCGCCCCCGGGCACUGCCAUCCGAGCUAUGCCUGUCUACAAGAAAGCAGAACAUGUGACCGACAUCGUUAAGCGCUGCCCCAACCAUGAGCUGGGCAGGGACUUCAAUGAAGGACAGUCUGCCCCAGCCAGCCAUCUAAUCCGUGUGGAAGGCAACAACCUCUCCCAGUACGUGGAUGACCCCGUCACCGGCAGGCAGAGUGUCGUGGUACCCUACGAACCCCCACAGGUGGGAACAGAAUUCACCACCAUCCUGUACAACUUCAUGUGUAACAGCAGCUGCGUAGGGGGCAUGAAUCGGCGACCCAUCCUCGUCAUCAUCACUCUGGAGACCCGGGAUGGACAGGUGCUGGGCCGCCGGUCCUUUGAGGGUCGCAUCUGUGCCUGUCCUGGCCGUGACCGCAAAGCAGAUGAAGAUCACUACCGGGAACAGCAGGCCCUGAAUGAGAGUGCCGCAAAGAAUGGGGCCGCCAGCAAGCGUGCAUUCAAGCAGAGCCCCCCUGCCAUCCCCACCCUGGGUGCCAACGUGAAGAAGAGGAGGCACGGGGAGGAGGACAUAUAUUACAUGCACGUGCGAGGCCGGGAGAACUUCGAGAUCCUGAUGAAGGUCAAGGAGAGCCUGGAGCUGAUGGAGCUUGUCCCACAGCCUCUGGUCGACUCCUACCGGCAGCAGCAGCAGCAGCAGCUUCUGCAGAGGCCGAGCCACCUGCAGCCUCCAUCCUAUGGGCCCGUCCUCUCCCCCAUGAGCAAGGUGCAUGGCGGCGUCAACAAACUGCCCUCGGUCAACCAGCUGGUGGGCCAGCCUCCCCCACACGGCUCAGGAGCUGGGCCCAACCUGGGUCCCAUGGGCUCCGGGAUGCUCAACAGCCACAGCCACGCCAUGCCAGCGAACGGUGAGAUGAAUGGCGGCCACAGCUCCCAGUCCAUGGUCUCAGGAUCCCACUGCACCCCGCCACCCCCCUACCAUGCUGACCCCAGCCUCGUCAGUUUUUUAACAGGAUUGGGGUGUCCAAACUGCAUCGAAUAUUUCACCUCCCAGGGGUUACAGAGCAUCUACCAUCUGCAGAACCUGACUAUAGAGGACCUUGGGGCCCUGAAGAUCCCUGACCAGUACCGCAUGACCAUCUGGAGGGGCCUGCAGGACCUCAGACAGGGCCCUGACUGCGCGCAGCAGCUGCUGCGCUCCAGUGGCAACGCGGCCACCAUCUCCAUCGGCAGCACCGGCGAGCUGCAACGACAGCGGGUCAUGGAGGCCGUGCAUUUCCGUGUGCGCCAUACUAUUACCAUCCCCAACCGUGGUGGCCCCAGCGGAGUAACUGGCCCUGAUGAGUGGGCAGACUUUGGCUUCGAUCUGCCGGACUGCAAGUCCCGUAAGCAGCCCAUCAAAGAGGAGUUCACGGAGAGCGAGAGCCAUUGAGGGGCCGCCUUUUCCUCUGGGAAAAACGAUCUUGGGAGUGGGCCCCAGCAGCAAGGACCUCCCGCCAGGCGCCAUUUUCCAGCGGAUGUUGUUCA